AUGGACUGGAGUAUAAAGUUUAGGACGUACGACCUAGAAGUUUUCCCUUUUUGUACUGGACGAGGCGGGUGUUUUGGUCGCUGUUCUUCUUGGCCACGUACGAGUGUGGAGUUCGCCGAGUACAUCGUACCCAAUCCGAUCGUCAUUCGGCUGGCGCGGGAGCAAGAAUCACUCGAUAACAUCAAACAGUACUACGUGAAGUGCGGCAACCAGGUCGAGAAAUUGUGUGAUUACCGUCGGACAAGCGAUCAUUUUCUGUCAUAUGAUGUACGCAAAACGGCCGCGGUACUGUCCGGUGAUCUAACGGUGGAACAACGGUUGGACGCUCUGGAUCGAUUCCGAAAUGGACUAGAGAAGGUACAGAUUAAAACGAACGUUUUGUCCAGGGGUAUCGACGUCGAACAGGUGACCAUUGUCGUCAACUUCGACCUGCCGAUGGAUCAGCAGGGACGAGCCGAUUGCGAAACGUUUCUACAUCGAAUUAGACGUACCGGUAGAUUCGAACGGAAUCACCAUCAACCUAGUGGACAGUGA
Molecule: messenger RNA, 534 nt
Organism: Topomyia yanbarensis
Lineage: Eukaryota; Metazoa; Arthropoda; Insecta; Diptera; Culicidae
Product: DEAD-box helicase Dbp80-like
Exons: 5
Coding region: 1-534 (177 amino acids)
Biological process (GO): poly(A)+ mRNA export from nucleus
Cellular component (GO): cytoplasmic stress granule; nucleus
Molecular function (GO): RNA binding; RNA helicase activity
Source: RefSeq, a predicted model, not a curated record